Molecule: messenger RNA, 3313 nt
Organism: Orcinus orca (killer whale)
Lineage: Eukaryota; Metazoa; Chordata; Mammalia; Artiodactyla; Delphinidae
Gene: PWP2
Product: PWP2 small subunit processome component
Exons: 17
Coding region: 769-3012 (747 amino acids)
Biological process (GO): maturation of SSU-rRNA from tricistronic rRNA transcript (SSU-rRNA, 5.8S rRNA, LSU-rRNA); ribosomal small subunit assembly
Cellular component (GO): small-subunit processome; Pwp2p-containing subcomplex of 90S preribosome
Molecular function (GO): protein binding
Source: RefSeq, a predicted model, not a curated record
GUCGGGGUGGGGCUGGGCAUAGGAGGGGCCCGAGGGGAACAUGUAAACAGCACCUUGUUGGGGAACUCGGGGUGACUUGUCGCAUCCCCGUCUUGUUUUCAAAUGGUCUCUCACGAGCCUCGUGUGGCACGGGGCACAGGCCUGGCUCCUGGGUCUGAGGUCUGUCUGGCCCUUGUCACCGGAAACCAGAGCAGAGCGCGGCCCUGGAUGAGGACCGCGAUAAGCCAGCAUGCGGUGGCUCAGCUUUCGGGGCAGCUGUGGGCAGGAGGAGAGCUGGCGGGCAUCGCCCAGCCUGGCUGCCGGGCCAGACUGGCCCAGCUGUCCCUGAGAGGGGCUGGCUGUGUCUCCGCUGCCCUGGGUUCUGGGCGCCGGGAGUGGGAGGGGAGGCUGGUGGUGGCUGCCACUUCAUACACCAGGAGGGCUGUUCUCACGUGGUUGGCCAUGGUGCGGGGCACGCAGCCCCCAGGCGCGCAAGGCAUCCACAGGAGACGCGGGUGGGCUCCUUGGGGGUGGGUCUGCGGGGAGGACUGGGCGCCCCAUAGCCAAGCCUUCCUGCCCUUCCGCGGGUCCUGGGAUCAAGGGCGGGUCAGGGAGGCAUGAGGAACAGGGUCCCCAGGCAGCUCCCCACGGGCUCAGUGGUCGGUUCUCAGGCUCCCCUGGGCUGCCCCGCGCCGGGAGACUGCUUUGUUCGGAGGGACAGUGACACACAUGCAGUGAGGCUCCUGGUCCCGGGAGAAGCACAGGUGCUUUGCGGUCGGGAGCAAAGACAUGUCCACGUGGGUGUUUGGGGCCGAGCGGUGGGACAACCUCAUCUACUAUGCGCUGGGGGGACACAAGGACGCCAUCGUGGGCUGCUUCUUCGAGUCCAGCAGCCUGGACCUGUACACACUCAGCCAGGACGGCGCCCUGUGCGUGUGGCAGUGUGACACCCCCCCUGAGGGCCUGAGGCUGAAAGCCCCCGCGGGCUGGAAGGCGGACCUGCUGCAGAGGGAGGACGGGGCGGAGAGGGAGACCACCGUCCACGGGAAGGCCGCACCAACUGCCGAGGAACAGCAGGGGAAAGUGAAGUACUCGCGGGCGGCCAAGUACUUCUUCAAUAAAGAAGGAGAUUUCAACCAUCUGACAGCUGCAGCAUAUCACAAGAAGGUCCACCUCUUGGUCACUGGUUUUGCUUCCGGAAUCUUCCACCUUCACGAGCUCCCCGAGUUCAACCUCAUCCACUCCCUGAGUGUCUCGGAUCAGAGGGUCUCGUCCAUCGCCAUCAACGGCUCUGGGGACUGGAUUGCCUUCGGGUGCUCAGGCCUGGGCCAGCUGCUGGUGUGGGAGUGGCAGAGCGAGUCCUACGUGCUCAAGCAGCAGGGCCACUUCAACAGCAUGGUGUCCCUGGCCUACUCCCCCGACGGGCAGUACAUUGUGACCGGCGGGGACGACAGCAAGGUCAAGGUGUGGAACACCCUCAGCGGCUUCUGCUUCAUCACUUUCACGGAGCACUCGAGUGGGGUCACCGGCGUGACCUUCACCUCCACUGGCUACGUCAUUGUGACCUCUUCCAUGGACGGGACCGUGCGCGCCUUUGACCUUCACAGGUACCGCAACUUCCGCACCUUCACGUCCCCGCGCCCCACCCAGUUCUCCUGUGUGGCCGUGAACUCAAGCGGGGACAUCGUCUCUGCUGGGGCCCAGGACUCUUUUGAGAUCCUCAUCUGGUCCAUGCAGACGGGCAGGCUCCUCGACGUUUUGUCCGGCCACGAGGGGCCCAUCAGUGGUCUGUGUUUUAACCCAAUGAAGUCAGUCUUGGCCAGCGCCUCCUGGGACAGGACGGUGCGUCUGUGGGACAUGGCGGACAGCUGGAGGACCACAGAGACGCUGGCCCUCACGUCCGACGCUCUGGCCGUGACCUUUCGCCCUGACGGUGCGGAGCUGGCUGUGGCCACGCUGAACUCGCAGAUCACCUUUUGGGAUCCCGAAAACGCGGUGCAGACGGGCUCCAUCGAGGGCAGGCACGACCUCAAGACGGGCAGGAAGGAGCUGGACAAGAUCACUGCCAAGCACGCAGCCAAGGGGAAGGCCUUCACCACUCUGUGCUACUCUGCGGACGGCCAGAGCAUCCUGGCGGGAGGGAUGUCCAAGUUUGUGUGCAUCUAUCACGUCAAGGAGCAGAUUCUCAGGAAGAAGUUCGAGAUCUCCUGCAACCUCUCUCUGGACGCCAUGGAGGAAUUUUUGAACCGAAGGAAAAUGACAGAGUUUGGCAACCUGGCGCUCAUCGACCAAGAUGCCAUGGAGGAGGGCGGGGUCCUGAUACCGUUGCCGGGCGUAAAGAAGGGUGACAUGAGCUCUCGGCACUUCAAACCUGAGAUCAGGGUGACUUCGCUCCGCUUCUCUCCCACCGGGCGCUGCUGGGCGGCCACCACCACCGAGGGGCUCCUCAUCUACUCCCUGGACGCCCGGAUGCUCUUCGACCCGUUCGAGCUGGACACCAGCGUCACGCCCGUGCAGAUCCGGGCGGCGCUGUGCCAGCGGGACUUCACCAGGGCCAUCCUCAUGGCCUUCCGGCUCAACGAGAGGAAGCUGCUGCAGGAGGCCCUGGAGUCGGUGCCCUGGGACGAGAUUGAGGUCAUCAGCUCCUCCCUGCCUGACUUGUACGUGGAGAAGGCGCUGGAAUUCUUAGCUUCAUCCUUCGAAGAGUCUCGCCAUCUCGAAUUCUACCUCAUAUGGACUCAGAAGCUGCUUAUGGCCCACGGACAGAAGCUCAAGUGCAGAGUGGGGACACUGCUGCCGGCAGUUCAGUUCCUUCAGAAGAGCAUCCAGCGCCACUGGGACGACGUCUCCAAACUCUGUGACUGGAACCGCUACAAUCUACAGUACGCUCUGGCCGUCUCUAAGCAGCGGGGCCUGAAGCGGCCCUCUGAACCGCCGGGCAGCGAGCAGGAAGCAGAUGCACCCGAGGGCGAUGACAACAGCCUGCACCUGCUCAGGAGAGGACCUGGGGAUGGAGACGGGCCGCUGGCCUAGAGCUGGCCGCCUGCAGCCCUGCUGGCUUCGGCUGGGACGUUGGGCAAGGUGGGACCUCCACCGCGGGGGGCAGCGGGGAUGCAAGGGCACUGCUGCCAGGACUCGCUCUUCUGCAGGAACCAAACACGGCCACGGGGUCAGUGCGUGAGCUGACGGGUCCCUGGCAGGCGCGGGCUUGGCACCCAGGGCCCAGGAGCGUCUGCCGUCGAAAGCACCUUGCGGAGAGGUGAAUGGGCUCACGUGUAUAGACUCAAACUUUGUAUGAGUUUUUAUGUUUUUAAUAUAAAGCUUUGAUAACGUG